Molecule: messenger RNA, 1100 nt
Organism: Chara braunii
Lineage: Eukaryota; Viridiplantae; Streptophyta; Charophyceae; Charales; Characeae
Source: the annotation of a GenBank genome assembly
CCGCGCCGCCGCAAUCGGGGAGGAACAUCGUCAAGCACGGCUGCAUUGCUCACCUGAUUGCAGUGGCCUUCAAUCGCGGUGGGAGAGGUGCGCGCAGGUGGGUGGCGAGGAAGGUUGCUUUUCCUGUCCGAAGAGCGGAAUGGAGGGCUGCUAUCGCGAUGGUCGUGCUGUGCUGUCCAGUGCAGAGAAGACAGCUGUUGCGGCGGCUGCUGUCGCAGUUGUCCGUCGAUUCCAGCUAGAGAGGGCGGCUGGGCGCAUGAAAGUGACGCUUUCAAGGCGGCGGCAGAGGCUUUUGCUGCAGAGGGUGUUGGACGCCCCGGACUGCGUUACCAGUUCUGAGGCAGUGCUUCAGCUAUGCUUUGCAAUAGGGUGCGGUGUGCUUCCUCGGUCGACGCCACGUUGGUGGAUGAGGCGGAGAACCGUCUCGACUUGGGAGGAUUUGCGGCUCUGCGAUGACGCAACGGACGACUACUUCCGGGAAAAGCUCCGCAUGUCAAGGAGAGUUACGUUCUACAGGGAGCCACUUCCGCCGGAGCAGAUCGUUGCCUAUGCGCUUUACAAGUGGGCUACAGGAGAGUCAUACGACAACAGCACCUCAUCUUUCGGCAUAGGCAGGGCUUCCGGAAUUCUGGCCGUGCGCGAUGUGACAAACGCUUUGUUGAGGGUGUAUGGGGACAGGAUAUCGUGGCCGACGGGGGUGCGAAAACAAGUCGUGCUGCGGGCGUUUCUGGAAAAGGGCUUUCCAAACUGCCAUGGCGCAGUUGACUGCACACACAUCUACGUGGACAAACCGACGAACGCGCCCCGCAAGAACUACUUCGACCGCAAGCACCGUUUCUCCGUCAUUGCGCAGGUGGUGGUGGACCAGGAUCUGCGCGUGCUAGACGUGUUCCUUGGAUAUCCAGGGAGCUGCCACGACAUCAGGGUGAUCCAACUGUCGAGUCUGUCAAGGCGCACUGAAGAGGGAGUGCUUUUUCGUGGCCCGCCUGUGACGCUGCCGGGGGGGGUGCGAACGAACGGUUACAUCUUGGGCGACAACGGGUAUCCUCCUUCUGAAUGGGUAGUGGUGCCGUACUAAGGAAUCAAUCAGCACCCGGACG